Messenger RNA from Mesorhabditis belari, 1206 nucleotides. The record is from the annotation of a GenBank genome assembly. Lineage: Eukaryota; Metazoa; Nematoda; Chromadorea; Rhabditida; Rhabditidae.
AUGACCGAUGAGGAACCAAUGGAUGGAAUUGUAGUAAAAAUGGAGGAUCCGCUCUCCGUGAAUCCACUUUCAGUCGGGAGUUCUAGAGGAGAAGAGGCUCAGGUAUGUGCAAUCUGCGGAGACAAGGCCACUGGGAAGCAUUACGGGGCAAUCUCGUGUGAUGGAUGCAAAGGAUUCUUUCGACGAACUGUUCGAAAACGACACAAUUAUGUCUGCAGAUAUAGUCACACCUGCAAAGUGGAUAAAGAUCAUCGAAAUACAUGUCGAAGGUGUCGCUUCGAUGUUUGCAUGAAAAUGGGGAUGAGAAAAGAAGCUGUACAGGCUGAAAGAGAUCGAAUCGCUAAACCAUCUCCAGCAGCCACUGUUGCAGAGGAACCACUUUUGGAGGAACUUCUUCAAGCUGAGGCUGCAGUCAGACAACUUCGGUCAUCCGUCAUUACAAGAACCUCCGAUGCUAGACAUGGGGAAGCUACUACAAUUGAUGUCACCGACAGUAUGCAUCAACAAUUAGUCUUGAUGGUUGAAUGGGCAAAACGGCUGGCCUCAUUUGCAAAAUUACCAAUGUCGGCUCAAGUGGGACUCUUGCGCCAUUUCUCGGCUCAACAUCUUGUUAUGUGCGCAGCUUUUCGGUCAAUACCCCUCGAUGAUGCGGUUUGGUUGACAAAUGAGACGAGAUUGCACAAAAACUCGAAAGAUGUCCCCGAUAUGAAUCGGGUCGCCGCUCGGAUUGUCGAUCAGUUGACAGUGCCGAUGAGACGAUUAGAGAUGAAUGAAAUCGAGUACUGUGCAUUGAAGGCUGUAGCAUUUUUCGAUCCAAUCGCAAAGGGUGUUGAUGAUUCGUGUGGUGAUGUGGAUCUAACAAGACAACAGGUUUUGGAUGCUUUUGAGCGCCAUGUUCGUUUUGUGUCUCCAUUACGUGAGAAUCCCCGUCGUUUCUCUCAAUUUCUUCUCCUCCUUCCACCAAUUCUUGGAAUCGCCCGUGAUCUCAUCGAAGACGUUCAAUUGGCUAAACUUUUCGGUCUAGCCUCAAUCGAUCGACUGAUGGCCGAGCUGAUGUUACCGGGUGAAUCGGUGCAUGAAGAUGGGAAAAAUGGUGUUGAUGGAUCACCGAUGAAUGGCGGAAUUGGAGCAGCUUCUCUCAACAAUUUUUCCACCAAUCAUCCAUCCCAACCUAGUUAUCAUUGUCACUCAAGUGAAUCGCCGAAU